Messenger RNA from Echinococcus granulosus, 1608 nucleotides. RefSeq names its product aarF domain-containing protein kinase 5. The transcript is spliced from 8 exons. The record is from RefSeq and is a predicted model, not a curated record. Lineage: Eukaryota; Metazoa; Platyhelminthes; Cestoda; Cyclophyllidea; Taeniidae. The coding region runs from base 1 to 1608 and encodes 535 amino acids.
AUGCCUGGGGGAGCCUCGGUGUCACUAGCUUCCUCCUCUGUAAUUCGCCAAGAAAGUUUAUCAGAGGAAUUCACUCGGAAAUUAUCUAACUCCUUUGUGCGAUUCAUAAGCUGCUUUAAGGAUUCUAAAAAGUACACCACCGUUCUUAAUGAGUGCCAUCAAAGAGCGGCCGAUUUGAUCCUUGAGGGAUGCCUUUUGAAUGGUGGUAUAUAUAUCAAAUUGGGUCAGGGUUUAUCAGCCAUGAACCACAUUCUUCCAUCACAAAUCACAUCGACUCUUGAAAUGCUCCACGACAAGGCUCUUUCUCGAUCUCCAGAUGAAAUUAAACGCAUUUUCCAAAAGGACUUUGGUGUCCCUCCUGAGGAACUAUUCCACAACUUUGAAAUUCAACCCUUCGCCGCUGCAAGCCUCGCUCAAGUUCACCGAGCUGUCACGAAAGACGGAAAGAAGGUGGCUGUGAAGGUUCAGUACGAGGAUCUCCGCGAACGCUUCAAUGGUGACAUCUCAACUUUAGAGUUACUGCUCCAUUUUGUGAAGUUUAUCCACCCUAAAUUUGAUUUGGCCUGGAUCCUGAAAGACUUGAAGGAAACUUUGGCACAGGAGUUAGACUUUCAGCUUGAAGCGGCAAACGGCGAACGCUGUCGGAAUGAUCUGGCAGUUAUGGGUAGUCUUCAACCUGGGGGUUUAGUCCACAUUCCUAUCGUAGAAUACAAUCUGUCGAGUAAACGUGUUCUUACUACCGAAUUCAUUGACGGGAUUAAGAUAAGUGAUAUUCCUCAUUUGCAAAAAGCAGGCUUCUCUCUCGCCUCCAUUGACAAAAUUAUGGUGGCUGCUUUCGGUCGUCAAAUCUUCUGCACCGGCUUUGUGCAUGCUGACCCACAUCCAGGAAACCUUCUCGUUCGAGAGCGUCGCAGCUCGAAAACUUCUCUCUUUCAUCGUAUUUUUCAUUUCCUUUUUAAGUGUUUCUUCGAAACUCCUGCUCAGCUAGUGAUAAUCGACCAUGGCCUCUACCAAAGUAUUUCUGACAAUGAACGACUGAUACUGUGCGAACUGUACAAGGCCAUCUUGAACAAUGACGAACGAAGUAUGAGGGAAAGUGCCAGGCGUCUCAAAGUCACCGACUACACAACCUUCGGAGAGAUAAUAAUCCAACGACCCUGGCGUCGCAUUGGACGUGCAUUGUCUAGCAGGUUAACGGAGGCAGAUAAGGCAUACAUUAGGGAGCAGGCCGAGCUAUACUUCGAUCGCAUCCUUGCUGUCCUCCAGGAAAUGCCCCGACCUCUUCUCCUUUUUAUUCGCAAUUUGAACAUGGUGAGAUCUAUCUGCCGCAGUCAUGGAGAUCGUAUUAAUCGGCACGAGUACCUCAUCUACAUGGCUCUUCUCGGCAGUCAAGCAUCGUAUACCUGCUGUAUUAACCCGGCUUGGUUUCGUUGGCAAGGGUACAUCCUCAUGAUCAGGUGGGAGGAAUUGAGGAACUGGGUAUGCCUUCUUACGUUGCGUCUUCUCACCUUCCUUGGAUUGACGCCGGAUUUCAAUGAGAUUCAAUCGGUGGCCAUUCAAACGGCAUCUCAAAAGCAGAUGCAAUAUCUGGAAUCAGGAAGUACCUAG